AUGGAGAGUGCGUCAAGCAUGCUGUCCCCCGGGGAAACAACUUUGCUUGCUUUGGACCCAGUGAUCGCAUCGACAUCUUCGGACCUGGUUGGCGAUUUGACUUACGGCCAGCUAUCGAGGUCCACGUUAGUGACGCUGAGCACACCGAAUGUCAUGGACCUUCCGGCUGUAGCAGACGAAGCAACGCACUCCAUCUCGUACACAUUGAGCCGCACACAGGCCGUCAUUGUUGAGUAUGUGCGGGAUGAUAAGACGGACUUGUUCCAGGUUGGACGCAGUUCUGAAAAGCCGAUUGACUUCGUUGUGAUGGACACUGCAGGUGCCCCGCCUCCGACCCAGGGUUCGUCUGCGGGACAGUCAACAAUUUCUAGAUUCGCGUGUCGACUGUUGGUAACACGCCGAGAUGCCGGUGAUAACCCCGAGAAGCCAGUGCAAGCUUGUGUUUUUGCGGCUGGAUUCAAUUCCGAGUCCAACAUUUUCCUCGGGGAAAAGGCAACCAAGUGGCAGGAAAACAACAACAUGGACGGAUUAACAACGAACGGAAUACUUUUGAUGCAUCCAGACGGGGAAUUUGUGAGCGGGAAUGCGAAAGCUGGCAAAUGGCGGGAAGUCAGUGUCGACGGCAACAUUUUCUCGCUUCGGGAAGCGAGAAGUUCGUCACGUCGUGGCGAAGAGCAACGGGACGAAGCCAACGUCCUAAUGGAUGGUUCCCUGAUUGAUUUGUGUGGCGCCACGCUGUUGUGGCGCUCAUCAGAGGGCCUGCAGCAAAGCCCCACCCAGCGCCACGUGGAACGCAUGAUCAAGAUCGUCAACGCCGGCAAACCCCAGUGCCCCGUCGGGCUCAACACCCUCGUGCUGCCCCGACACAACUCCGGCGUGCCCAACCAACUCAUGUACGUGUACCUGCAGUGUGGCCACGUCCAAGGGCGGCACGACUGGGGCUUCGUGGCGGGUGCAAAUGAGCGCCAGUGUCCCAUGUGUUUCGUCAUUGGUGCCGUGACGAAGCUGGAAAUGGGACUCGAGCCCGCGUUCUAUGUGGACUUUGAGCCGCCCACGCAUGCCUUCAAUCCCUGCGGGCACAUGGCGUCGGAGAAGACGGUCAAGUACUGGGCCUUUAUCCCGUUCCCGCACGGGCCCAGUGGGUAUCGGGCCAUGUGUCCGUUUUGUGCCAUUUCCUUGGAGGGGUAUCCGGGAUUCACGAAGCUCAUCUUCCAAGAUAACAUUGAUUAACCCCUUGUUUGGCGACCCCUUUUUUUGCUUGAAGGGUCCGCGGACUGGUGAAUUUUUAUUUUUUAAAUAAUUGUAGACUAGCGGAAAUUUUUUAAAUGUCUGCCAUGAAGUCCUCCAAAACUGAAACUUCCAUUGCGAAAAUUGAGUUGAUAACCAAUGAAGCAGCUACAGUGAAAUGUUUUGAAAAAAUAGGAAGCUGGGCUUCUGGGAAGGGUUUCUCCAAAUGAAUCAUUGAAAUACCCUAUUUAGAUAGAUAGAUAGAUAAACAAGCUUUAUUUGCUGCUUGUCAGCAUUCACAAGGUACAAACAAUAUUUCCCACAUCCCAUCAUUAAUGGUAUGUACACAAGCACCAAGACACUUUUUUUUAAAUCGAAAUUGAGGAGAAAAAAGGGGUGCAUGUCAUAUACAGGUAUACAUUUUUCAAAAAUUUUGGGUACAUUAUACUUACUUCUAGGAGGAAAUUUUGGACCAAGUUUAAGAAAAAAACUGAUGGAAAUGGAAGCAUUUGAAAAAUGUUUGAGUUAAUGUUAAUUCAUGUCUCGAUUCAAAUUUAGGUGUUCUCAUGUUUAGAAUUGUGUGGUUUUCAAGUCACUAAAAAUGGGAUGUAUGUCUUAUUUGAGGAUAGGAUUUUAGCAAAAUUUCCUGAUUGAAAAACCUGUGUGUGCAUCAUACUUGAUUAAAUACAGUAAUUUAUUGCAGCAGGUGAAAAUUUGUCUGAAGUGUUAAUAGGAGAAAAGCCAACUUUUAUUUUUCAUCAUUUAAUUUCACUUUUUAUUGUCAGGAAUUGCAUAUAACGGUGACAGUCUUCAUUCCAACCUUUGACAUAUUUUUAAUGUUGAAGAAAAUUUCCUGCAAAUUGACAAAAAGUAUCUGCAGGCAUUUUCUGGGUUAAGUAAUGGGAACUUGUUCCCAUAGAAAAAUAAGUUUGCCUUUUUUGCUCUGUGUCAAACAUUUUCUGGCUUUUUCUGUAACACCAUAUUUAUUUGAGUACCAUGUACCCUUGAAUGAGAUGCUCAUUUGGUUUUUUCUUGUCCUGAAAUUUGAAUAAAAUCCUAUCCCUAACUAUGACGUGCACUCCAUAUUCAGUCACUAAAACAGGGCGCCGUUUUUAAAAUGAAAUGCAUCAACAUUUUAACUGAAAUUAAAUGCAAAUUGAAGGAAUUUUCCAUUGUUUUUGCUGGAUGAAGCAAGUCUUCCAAAUUUUUCACAGAAAGUCAGAUUUCAUAACAAAACUUGUGAAUUUGAACAUAUUUGAAAAUGAACCAGAAUUUUGAGGAGUUUUUAAAAUUCAAUUAAGAGUAAGCGCCGUUUCAAAAUACAGUACCAAGUAGCACAAGUUUUGGUUGUGUUAUUGGUACUUGCUCAUUUUUACACGCGCACUUUCAAAAAUUGUUCUUUUUGUUCAGUACUUCAUGAGUAAAUUAUAAAACGCAAUUUUGACAGCAAAUAGAACUGAUCAAGAGAACGAAACUUUUCCAAUCUUCUCUUGUUGAGUCCAAGUGAGAAUUUUUUGCCCCAUUGUGUGAACAGAUGGGAAACAAAUUCUUUGAACGUAUGAAUUUUUUAUUUUUUAAUUUGCGACCAAGUCAUUAAACGGAUCUGGAGGCAAAAAUCAAUAUUCAGAGAAAUAUUACGAGCUUUGAACCGUAUUGAAAAUCUUUGCUCAUGGACCAUUUGUUUUGUUUGUUUUUUUUCAUCCGAGAAUUAAGUGUUGACAUUCAGGUUGAGCAACCGAUUAUUUUGUGAUCCCAAAUAUGGGCAUGAAAAAGUGCAAUUUUCAGCAGUUCCUUUUUUUCUGGGAUGAUUUAAUGACUCGCAACUUCAUUGUAAUGUUUUAGUUUUUCACAUGAGCUAAUUCAUCAAAGAAUAAUACUCACAGCUUCAACAAACUAUUCAGAACAUUUAAAAAAAUCAGAUGAAGUCACCUUUUAAAUCCUUAAUUUUAAGAGUUUUAGACCCAUUCCAUUUUUCAGGGAGAAAGAAGGUGUAUUUAUUCUAUGAAUUACUGAAAAGCUUAAUGAGCUAUUUUAGCAGGGUAUUUCUAGGAAUGUGCUUUAGAUUUAGAUUUUUUCAAUGUCAAGUUCUUAUGACUGAAAACAAACGUGAUACUGUUUUUGCUUGAGUACCAUGAACCCUUGAGUGAGACAGGCACCCAAGUUUUCAAGUCAAAAAUAUUGCUGAAGUUGUAUCCUUGAGUACAAUGCAUAUUCAAUUUUUACUGACUCCCAAACUGCUAUGCAGUUGAUCCUCCCCAAGUCAAAUUUUUUUCAAGUCCCCAUCUGAAUUCUCUCAAAAACUAUGCCUUACAAACCUCCAUAACUUGAAGG
Molecule: messenger RNA, 3558 nt
Organism: Notodromas monacha
Lineage: Eukaryota; Metazoa; Arthropoda; Ostracoda; Podocopida; Cyprididae
Source: the annotation of a GenBank genome assembly